GCUCGCCGCAUCGCGCGGGAAUUGCGCGCGCCGUAACCCGCUUCCAAAUUUAAACUUUCAAAUAUUUUUUUCUUAUGUGCCAGUGCUGUGAAUUAAUUGAAUUGUGUUUUUUUUUUUAAUUUUCAUAUGUUAGUUGUGGUUAGAAAGUGUUCCGCCCGAGUGGUGUAAUAAUGGAGUAAACAACGAACUUUAUCACACGGUUUUAUACGAUGUCAUAAUAAACAAACGUUAAAAGUUUAAAAAAAUGAGUGCGCGGGACUUCUACAAAGUGUACCGGAACAGAUCAGAUAGACAUAGUAAUAGAGGGUAUCUCGACAACGAUACGGAAUGUAAUGCGAACCAUUAUAAGCUAUUUGAUGACUUUAGUACGGAUCUAAGGUUAAAUUUCAACACAAUAAGCAGUGUGUUCCAUGAAGUGACGAGAUGCAGACGAGGUGAUCCCAAUGAUUCCGGUAUUGAUGUGGAGAACGGGAACCCAAUCGAUACAUCUCAUGAUAAAGAUUUGUUGGAGAACGAAGUGAUGGUAGAUCCUUGGAGCAGCAUGGACUCUUCUAACUCCCCAUUGACUGAUUCCGGACCAUCCGCCAGCGAAGACUGCACACCUUCCACAUCGAGCGAAACCCCGCGAGGUCAUCCGCACUCCUCCAGCCCGCUCUCACCCGACGCGCGUCGCCUGCCGGACACUAAAGACGCUAAUUCUAGAAAUGUAACAAAAUAUCCUUCCAAAGGAACUGACAAGACACGCGCUCGGGAUCUCACUUUAGAGCUGGAAACUCUAGAAUCCGACACUCUUCCGCGCCGGCCACAUUUUUUAGAUGACGACUACCAACCACCGUCACGAUCUAACAUCGAGUGUCGUAUCCCUAAACCACAUUUUUUGGACCAUUCGCCAUCACCCGACGAAUUUGAUGAGCGGAGCGACAUAACAAACCCAAACUUUUUAGAUGACGAAAUCGAUGGCGACGAUGGCCAUGCACAAAAGAAAUCCGGGGCAUUACCAAAACGGCCGAUGAAACCGCAGUCUUCCACUUCCACAUAUACCCCUCAAGAUGACCGACCCCAUAGGACAAAUUAUAGAACCACAUUGCAUUAUGGAUUAGAAAGCGCAGCCAGAUCAAGCGAACGAGACAAACGGGCUUCCCAGCUAUAUAGAGGUACCUGGCCUGGGGAGAGGGACGUCUGGACAGGCCAGGACUCUUCUAGUGUCAGAAGUUUUUCAAGUAACGGCUCAAAUAACUGCUCCAGACCCUCCUCAAAUUUAGAAAAUAAAAUGGAAUGCGUAUGUUCCUUGAUAUCCCUACUUAGUUUGUCGCCUGAAAAUAAUGCAGAUCUUAGUGGCCCGCUCCUAGAAAUGAGUAGGUCAGUUGAAAGUUGCAUAGCGAUGCGACAAGCUGGAUGUAUACCCUUACUAGUACAGCUAAUACACUCGAAAGUACCGAGAGAGACUCGCGACCGCGCCGCUAAGGCCCUGCGAAACAUUAUCCACACCCAAACUGAUGACAAAGCGGGGAGAAGAGAAGCGAGAGUGUGGAGAUUGCUCGAACAAGUCCGAGAAUAUUGUUACGUGUUAGAAGAUUUAGUAGACGCGAGGAAAGAAGAUAAAGAAGCAAUAGAAGACGAUGCCACUAAACAUCCCAGUCAAAGCGUUGCUGCGCUUAUGAAGCUGUCGUUUGAUGAAGAACAUAGACACGUGGUGUGCCAGCUGGGCGGGCUGCAGGCGCUGGCGGCGCUGGUCAGCGGCGACCAGGCGGCGCACGGCAGCAGAACUGACGACAACACCUGUCUCACCAUGAGAAAGUACGCCGGCAUGACUCUCACCAAUUUAACGUUCGGAGACGGCAAUAACAAGUCAUUGCUGUGUUCCUUCAAAGAUUUUAUGUUGGCACUCGUUGAACAACUGGAAUCCCCUAAUGAUGAUAUGCGACAAGUUACAGCUGCUGUACUAAGAAACCUGUCUUGGCGAGCAGAUACCAAUAGUAAGCAAGUAUUGAGAGAAGUUGGAGCCGUAAAGGGCCUGACCAAAGCCGCGAUGACCUGCCAAAAAGAGGCGACACUCAAGUCCGUACUAUCUGCUCUCUGGAACUUGACCGCCCACUGCUCCAUGAACAAAGUCGCUCUAUGUUCCGUCGACGGAGCCUUAGGGUUUCUCGUAGAUAUGCUCAGCUAUAACUCCCCGACAAAAACCCUAGCGAUUGUGGAGAAUGCAGGAGGUAUAAUGAGGAAUGUGUCGAGUCACAUCGCCGUCCGCGAAGAUUACAGGCAAAUUCUCCGCGAGAGAAAUUGUUUGAGUGUCUUACUGCAACACCUCAAGUCUCCCAGUCUGACAGUCGUCAGCAACUCGUGCGGCACCCUGUGGAACCUCUCGGCUCGAUGCCACCAAGACCAACAGUUCCUUUGGGACCACGGCGCCGUACCCAUGCUCAGAAGUCUUAUUCAUUCCAAACACAAAAUGAUUGCAAUGGGCUCCAGCGCAGCUCUGAAGAAUCUUCUCAAUUCGAAACCUGGCAAAUCUCACAUAAUCGCCCUAGACACUACUGCCAGAAACAUGAACUUACCCGCAUUGCCCACUCUCGGCGCUCGGAAACAAAAGGCGUUAGAACAAGAGUUGGAUCAAAAUUUGGCCGAGACCUGCGAUAACAUCGAACCGGCCACAUCCCCCUCGACUAGUAACAGAGAAGAAAAGAACCUAUUCACAGCGACAGAAAGACAGAUCGCUAUGAACUUAGAAAGACAUAGAAUGACAUCUAGUUCUCCGCUCAUGGGAAAUCUGGCGUCGCAGAUAUCCCUCAGCCACAGUGCUCACUUGGCGAGCUACCUCAGUUGCAGUAACACUCUUUUAAAAGGCGCUCUGGUGACAAGAUCGAACACAGGCAGUGCCGGCAAUGUCAAUAGGUCCGACAGUAAGGACUCCGUCACCAGCACACAUUCUGACUCCGUUUUCGAGAGGGUCACGCGCACAGGCAAGGUGCCAGUGCCCACGCCGCGGAGCAAAGACUUGAUGAGAAUGGAACCUUCAGGCGAAGCGUUUAAGGCGGCUUCGAAAACGCUACCCAAGGACAACACCUUCCUCCGGUACAAUCAACCUCCUAUACCACCACCCAGGAGUUCAACAGACAUGAGAACCAAUUACACGGAAUCUGGUUACGACGUCGACCAAGAUUCCUGCGACCAACCCAUAGAUUAUAGCAGAAAGUACUCGGAGACUAAAAACAACGAAGCCGAAACUCCUCCAACGCAAGAAAAAUCCAAGAGCUCCGACACCAAGAAGUAUAAGUCGUGCGUGGUGUCGGUGUUCGAGGAGCGCGUGUCGCGGUUCCAGGUGGAGCACACGCCGGCGCAGUUCUCCGCGCGCACCAGCCUCAGCAGCCUCACCAUCGACGAUGAACCCAAGCAGUCUCUCCUGAUGGUAAAGCCCACAGAGUCGAGUCAUGAAAUUCAGCCUCUGCCAGCCGUCUCAGAACUACACAAUGACGCCAUUAAAGGCACACAAACUCCCGGAGACACGUGUAAAGUGUACUUCACUGAGGACACGCCCGCCAUCUUGUCUAAAGCUGGCAGCAAUUCCAACCUCUCUGUCCUCUCUAUAGACUCCUCGCCCCCCGCGCCCUGCGCACCCCCCACACUACCGCUCCCCGUGCUACCGCUCCCUACUCUGGCCCCGCCCCCCGCCGCGCACGACACGCCCCCUGAACAAGAUGUCUCCGAACAACACCAUCAUGAUACCUCAGAUAGUUCCAAUUUAAGUGACGCUGGUGAUUUGUUGGAAGAAUGCAUACAGAAGGGAAUUGCGCAGGUUGUUAAGAUCAAGGGUCCACAAUCUGAAGUCCCGUCUGUCAACCCAUUCAACGCCAGAGAUGAUGUCUACAGGUCGCUGCCGCCCUACCUGCGCUCCUCCACCGAGACUGUCAAGAUCGAUUUAGAUGCAGAUAUACAACGGACAAGCCAGAUUGCUAAAUGA
Molecule: messenger RNA, 3958 nt
Organism: Papilio polytes (common Mormon)
Lineage: Eukaryota; Metazoa; Arthropoda; Insecta; Lepidoptera; Papilionidae
Product: adenomatous polyposis coli protein-like
Exons: 11
Coding region: 245-3958 (1237 amino acids)
Biological process (GO): Wnt signaling pathway; regulation of cell differentiation; pattern specification process
Cellular component (GO): beta-catenin destruction complex; cytoplasmic microtubule; catenin complex
Molecular function (GO): gamma-catenin binding; beta-catenin binding; microtubule binding
Source: RefSeq, a predicted model, not a curated record